AUGACGGAGAAGAAAUGCUUCGAGCCAGGGUGCAUAAAUGAGGUUGGGUAUUCAUGCAAUUGCUCUUCUCCUGAAACUUUAUUGUGCAAUGAGCAUACUGGGGAGCAUGUAAACUCGCCUAAUAGAGCUCAUAAUCUUAAAUCAAUUUUUAUGCACCCUUGUGAAGGGACAAAAGAAGCAAUUCUUGAAUUUCUUACAAGAGAAAAUUCAAAAUAUACCGAGUUGAAAAGAAAAAUUAUAGAUUCCUUUCCUAAUUGAGAGAAAGAUUUAGGAGAUUUCACAAGCAAGUUGGAGUGCUUCUCAGGUGAAAUAAAUUAUUUUUUUGCAAAGAUUUCCCAAGUUUCAAAACGAUUAAAGUCAGACCAAGAUCCAAUUUUAGGAUUAUUGAGUUUACAGCCUCAAGAAGCUAUUGAGAAAAUAAAAUUGAUGACCAUAACCAGCAGAGAUUGAUACAAAGGUGCAAUGCUGUUUUAUAUAUUAAACCAAAAGUUAGAGAAUCUAAAUAGAUCCUUCUUUACAGAAAUAUGUGGGACAUAUCUAAAAAAAAGGAAUAUGCAGAAUACUCCUGAAAUACAUAAUAAAACUAGUAUGCCAACAAUUAUAGAGCCAGUAAACGUUAAGGAUUCGAUUUCCUUGAUAAUAAAUGAGGACAAUGAGAGUCUAAAAGGACUUCAAAGCAUAAGCAAGCCAAUAAAAAAUAACCUAGAAAACGAGAUAAGCUUGCUUAAUUCUCAAAAAAGCACUGCUUCUAAAGAUCUCAUUAAUAAGUCCAAGGAAACAGAAAGCGCUUUAAACGUUAUAGACACCUUAAGAAAUAAAACAGCUGAGAUUUUGAGUAGACCAAACAAUCCAGAAUUAGAGAUAAAUUUCAGAACAACUGCUCAGAAAUUCAGACAAAUUCUAAUUUGAAUGACCCGACACUAA
This is a messenger RNA of Blepharisma stoltei, 924 nucleotides long. The record is from the annotation of a GenBank genome assembly. Lineage: Eukaryota; Ciliophora; Heterotrichea; Heterotrichida; Blepharismidae.